CCACAAAUGUGGGAGGGCGAUAACCACUCGUAGAAAGCGUGAGAAGUUACUACAAGCGGUCCUCCCGGCCACCGUACUGUUCCGCUCCCAGAAGCCCCGGGCGGCGGAAGUCGUCACUCUUAAGAAGGGACGGGGCCCCACGCUGCGCACCCGCGGGUUUGCUAUGGCGAUGAGCAGCGGCGGCAGUGGUGGCGGCGUCCCGGAGCAGGAGGAUUCCGUGCUGUUCCGGCGCGGCACAGGCCAGAGCGAUGAUUCUGACAUUUGGGAUGAUACAGCACUGAUAAAAGCAUAUGAUAAAGCUGUGGCUUCAUUUAAGCAUGCUCUAAAGAAUGGUGACAUUUGUGAAACUUCGGGUAAACCAAAAACCACACCUAAAAGAAAACCUGCUAAGAAGAAUAAAAGCCAAAAGAAGAAUACUGCAGCUUCCUUACAACAGUGGAAAGUUGGGGACAAAUGUUCUGCCAUUUGGUCAGAAGACGGUUGCAUUUACCCAGCUACCAUUGCUUCAAUUGAUUUUAAGAGAGAAACCUGUGUUGUGGUUUACACUGGAUAUGGAAAUAGAGAGGAGCAAAAUCUGUCCGAUCUACUUUCCCCAAUCUGUGAAGUAGCUAAUAAUAUAGAACAGAAUGCUCAAGAGAAUGAAAAUGAAAGCCAAGUUUCAACAGAUGAAAGUGAGAACUCCAGGUCUCCUGGAAAUAAAUCAGAUAACAUCAAGCCCAAAUCUGCUCCAUGGAACUCUUUUCUCCCUCCACCACCCCCCAUGCCAGGGCCAAGACUGGGACCAGGAAAGCCAGGUCUAAAAUUCAAUGGCCCACCACCGCCACCGCCACCACCACCACCCCACUUACUAUCAUGCUGGCUGCCUCCAUUUCCUUCUGGACCACCAAUAAUUCCCCCACCACCUCCCAUAUGUCCAGAUUCUCUUGAUGAUGCUGAUGCUUUGGGAAGUAUGUUAAUUUCAUGGUACAUGAGUGGCUAUCAUACUGGCUAUUAUAUGUUUCCUGAGGCCUCCCUAAAAGCCGAGCAGAUGCCAGCACCAUGCUUCCUGUAAAGCCUGCAGAACCGUGAGUCAACUAAACCUCUUUUCUUUAUGAAAGAAAAGGAAGGAAGGGAGAGAGGGAAGGAGAAAAAGAGAGAGGGAGAGAUGGAUGGAGGAAGGGAGGGAGGGCUUACAACCAUGAGGACAGUUUUUAGGUCAAUGAGGGAUGACUUGGGAGUCCUAUGAAGACUGAUGUAAACUAGAAUAAAGGGCAUGAUGAGCUUAUGAUUCAAAAGUAUUUUGUCAUAGAAAUAGUUUGUUUUCUGUAAAAGAACACAGUAAAUAUUUUAGCUUUGUAGGCCACUGAGUCUCUGUUGCUUUAAAAAAUGUGAAAACCAUUCUUAGCUUGAGGGCUGGACAGUCCAGGGCCAUACUUUACUGACCGCUGCUUGAACUAAACGCUGUUAGAAGCAGCUCUGGAAAAAUAAUUUGCAUGGAAUCUUAUGAUUUUUUUUUUUUUUUUUUUUUUUUUGAGGCAGAAUUUUGCUCUUGUUGCCCAGGCUAGAGUGCAAUAGCGCGUUCUUGGCUCACUGCAACCUCCGCCUCCUGGGUUCAAGCAAUUCUCCUGCCUCAGCCUCCCGAGUAGCUGGGAUUACAGGAAGGCACCACCAUGCGUGGCUAAUUUUGUAUUUUUAGUAGAGACAAGGUUUCUCCAUGUUGGUCAGGCUGGUCUCGAACUCCCAACCUCAGGUGAUCCACCCGCCUCGGCCUCCCAAAGUGCUGGGAUUACCAGCGUGAGCCACUGCACCUGGUCAAGUAUCAUGGUUUUUUAAUAGUAUGCACACAUGGGACAAAACUCAACUGGUAUAAAAGGGUAUGCAGGAGAAAAAAAGCAAACUUCCCUCUCUCCCUUUUCUGUCCACCAGCCAUCCUGUUCUCCUCCCUAAACUCAAUUAUGGUUGCCUGUUUUUUAUAUAAGUUUUCCAUGAAUUUAUAAAUACAUCACGUGCAUAUAUCCUGUCAGUCAAUAUUAAGAAAUUACUAGGUUAUUUUGUGUUUAUGUGUGCACUAUUAGAUUUAAUGAGUUAUGCUAGUUGUUGCCUCUUAUAUCCACAUUCAGUCUUCAUUGUCUGUUCUGUAAUAAUAGAUCUGGGCCCUGUAAAUACCUCUCCCAUGACAGUAAGCACAGAGUGAAACUUUGUCAAUCGAGGGUGCUGCUGACACACUGAAGGGGCAAGGGCUGCUUUUCCUGGUUCCAUUGUGCUCCUCUAGGCAGACACCUGCAACACCUGUGCCAUCUGCAAUACCAGCUCCUGUAGCACAUACACUCUGCCUCUGCAGCACCUCGUUCUGGCUGCACACUUCUUGGGCGGUGCCUAACUUCAGCAGCACCCAAUGGUCAGCAGCGCACAGUACCCCCACAUGAAUGGCUUCCCUUGACAUGCACAAGGUCCCUUCUCUGCAAAGUGCCCCAAGCCCAGCACCUUCUCCAGCUGCAACUCCACAGCCUCAGCAAACCUCUGUCUUUCACAGCUGUGUCCUCUCACACGAAGUCUGGAUCUCAGCCCGGAUCUCAGCCCUGAGCUUUCUUCUUUGAGUUGUUCUGUCUCAGCCUGGGGUGAAAAGCCCAUAUCGGCUGUUCCCUGCAUCUGCCCAGGCUUCUCUUUAUUCCUUACUACCCAAUCCCCAUUCCAGUCCUCUGUUAAUAACUCUUACGGACAGUCCCCAACUCAUGAUGACUUGACUUAGGAUUUUUCUACUUUGCAAUGGUGCAAAAGUGAUCCGCAUUCAGUAGAAACUGUUCCUCAAGUACUCAUACGACCUCUAUUUUUCACUUUCUGUACAGUAUUCAAUAAAUUGCGUGAGAUUUUCAAUACUUUAUUAUAAAAUAGGCUUUGUGUUUAUGAUUUUGCCCAACUGUAAGCUAAUAUAAGUGUUCUCAGCGUGUUUAAGGUAGGUCAGGUUAAGCGAUGAUGUUUGGUAGUUUAGGUAUAUUAAAUGCAUUUCUGACAUACAAUAUUUUCUACUUACAAUGGGUUUUUCAGGAUAUAACCCUGUUGUAAGUUGAGGAGCAUCUUAUUUUAUUUAUUUAUUUAUUUAUUUGAAAUGGAGUCUUGCUCUGUCACCCAGGCUGGAGUGCAGUGGCACGAUCUUGGCUCACUGCAACCUCUGCCUCCUGGGUUCAAGCAAUUCUCCUGCCUCAGCCUCCCAAGUAGCUGAGACUACAGGUGCACACCACCAUGCCUGGCUUUUUUUUUUUUUUUUUAAUUUUUUUUUGUAUUUUUAGUAGAGACAGGAUUUCACCAUGUUGGCCAGGCUGGUCUCGAACUCCUGACCUCAAGUGAUCUGCCCACCUCGGCCUCCCAAAGUGCUGGAAUUACAGGCGUGAGCCACUGCGUCAGGCCGAGCAUCUGUAUAUUAAACUUUCCCCAUUCAAAUUUCUGUGUGGUUUCUGUCUCCUGACUGGAUUCUGAUAUAAUGCUUAACAACCUUUCUAAUUACAAAGGUAUUACAUAUAAAAUCAGACAAGCAAGAAGACAAUCCAUCCCACCUUCUAGUACUCUUGCCCUCCAGAGGUAGCUCCAGUUAAUAUUUUAGUGCUAAACUAGAUUUAUUUUUGUUUUAAAUAGAAAAAUAAUGCAGGCACGAAAGUAAAACAAAAAACAGUACAGAAUGGGAGAGACUGAAAAGUAAGAAUGGCUUCCAGGCCCACUUCCUAGAGGUACGCACUAUUAACAUUUUUAGAUAUAAACUUCCAGAAAUUUUUUUCCAGUUUUAUUUAGGUAUAAUUGACAAAAUUAUUUAUAUUUCAGUUGUACAACAUGGAUGUUCAACAUGUUUUGGUGUACAUAUACUUUCUGAUAUUAUAAAUGGUUACCACAAGCAAGCUCAGUAACAUAUUCAGAAAUUCUUAAUGUAGCUAGCAAUAUAAGUGGUUUUGUUUUUUGUUUUGAGACAGACAGGGUCUUGCUCUGUUGCCCAGGCUGGAAUGCAGUGGCGCCAUCUUGGCUCACUGCAACCUCUGCCUCCCGGGUUCAAGCAAGUCUUGCGUCUCAGCCGCCCUAGUGGCUGGGACUACAGGCAUGUGCCACCACACCUGGCUAAUUUUUGUAUUUUUAGUAGAGAUGGGGUUUCACCAUGCUGGCCAGGCUGGUCUCGAAUUCCUCACCUCAAAUGAUUCGCCCGCCUCAGCCUCCCAAAGUGCUGGGAUUACAGGUGUGAGCCACCGCACCCAGUCAUAAGUGGUUUUCUAAACAAAUGAGACCACACCAUACAUACUGUCCCUAUAUUUCAUACUUGGGCAAGGGGAGGGGAGUUGACUUUUUUCUUAGUGAGAAUAAAAAUGAGGAUAAAAGUAUGGUUGUUUACCAACUUAUAGUAGUAUCAUGAAUUUCGAAUGGUCUUCUGGCCGUUCAGAAAACUACUUAACUGGUAGGAACGAAAUUCUGGACACUGACAUUGAUAUAGACACUCAUAUCAAAUAUAAUACUAUGAAAUACUAUGAUAUGGAAAUAAUAUGCAAUCACUAGAGAUAAAAUAUUUUCUACCCAAGUAGAGUGGAUUCAUAAGAAAAUUCUAAAUUAUAGCAUAUGUUGAACUCUGAGAAGCCUCUGGAAUGAAGUCAUUUUUCCCUAACCCCUGUUUCCUCUUUAUAUUGGCAGUGGAUAAAUGGAAAGUAAGUUAACUCUACUGUACCAAAGCUAGUUCAAUAUAGAAAACAGGUUCUACAAGGAUUAAGGAACAUCUCUUGGCCCACAGAAGAUUCAUGUGGAUCCUGUGUUAAACCCGUUUCAUCCAUGUAUGAAAGUGAUUCAACCGUUAAGUUAGCCAUUUAUUAUAUAAAUUGAAUACUUCUUCCAUAUUGUGGCUUUUAGAUAGAUUGGCAGACCUGUCCCCAACCCCUUCCCUGUUGACCAUGGACAAUGGAGGGUUUGCUGUAUAAACUUGAUUGAAGGGUUUGCCUUUAGCUGGGGUGGAUUACUCAGGGACCUCAAAGGUAUUGGUGAUGAUUUAUUUCUUGAGCUUGGUGGUGAGUAUGCAGGACUGUGUUUUGUUUUGUUUUGUUUUUUAGCAAGCCUUACACAUUUUCUUUUGUAUGCAAUAUUUAAUAAAAUAAUUUUGGAUAAUUUGGUUUUUAGCAUUAAUCAACAACUUUUUUUACAUCCUCAAUAUGCCCCAAGACAAAUUAUUGAUUCAGCAGUUUUUAGCUGAAUCUUUUAUUUCUGAAUGAUUGGAGAGAACGGCAGUAUCCAUUUCUGGAGAAUAGUUAAGUACUUAGAUUGAGGAUGUCUUUCUUUCAUGACAUUAAGCAAUGCAAUAUCAUCUGCAUCCAAGAGCCAACUUAACAUGUUCAGUCUAAUGAGCCUUGGUAGUCGUAACACACAUUGACUCAAAGACUUGACUGUUGUGGCCUGAGCUUUGAUACACUCUGUGAAAUGCCUGGAGAUGUCCAACUCCUGCAAGUUUGGCAUGUUGUCCAGUGCUUGAAAGAAAUUUCUGUAUCCUUCCUCUGUAAUCUUGUGAUUGAUUGAAAGCUUUAGGUUCUCAAGUUUCUGGAAACCUCCACUGAUUGCUACUUUGGCUACAAGAACAAAACAUUCAUGAAAAUAGAAUCAUAAGGACUUCCAUUUCAAUAAUGGUAGACAAGGUUAUUUGAACCAGCCUCCUCUCCCACCACUACUGCUAGUAGGAAGUACUCAAUAUAAUUUUGUUUUUUGAAAUGGGGUCUUGCUAUGUUAACACAGGCUGGUCUCUUUUUCUUUCUUUCUUUUUUUUUUUUUUUUUUUUUUUUUUUUGAGAUGGAGUCUCGCUCUGUUACCCAGGCUGCAGUGCAGUGGCAUGAUCUCAGCUCACUGCAACCUCCGCCUCCCAGGUUCAUGCCAUUCUCCUGCCUCAGCCUCCCGAGUAGCUGGGACUACAGGCGCCCGCCACCAUGCCCAGCUAAUUUUUUGUAUUUUUAGUAGAGACGGGGUUUCACUGUGUUAGCCAGGAUGGUCUCGAUCUCCUGACCUUGUGAUCCACCCGCCUUGGCCUCCCAAAGUGCUGGGAUUACAGGCGUGAGCCACCGCGCCUGGCCAUCACAGGCUGGUCUCAAACUCGUGGACUCAAGUGAUCCUCCUGCCUCAGCUUCCCAAGUAGGUGGGAUUACAAGCACGUGUCACUGUGCCCAGCUUAAUAUAAUAUUUUGAAAAUAUCUCCUUAAAAACCCCAAAGAGCUGAUGGGUUAAUAAAGAACCACCUGGCAAAAAUCUAAGGGAGAAGCAGAAACCAAAGAAGUACAGCCAAGCCUAAAGCACUGACGCCAUUGUGCUGAGAGUUUCACCAUCCUGGACAAAUAUGAGCUUCUCUUUUGGUCUCACAGGAGGUCACAUGCCAAGGUACAUCAUGCCUACAAACCAGACUAAAUUGGCAAGUCACAGUGGCUCACGCUUGUAAUCCCAGCAUUUUGGGAGGCCGAGGUGGGUAGAUCACUUGAAGUCAGGAGUUCGAGACCAGGCUGGCCAACAUGGUGAAACCCCAUCUCUACUAAAAAUACAAGAAUCAGCCGGAUAUGGUGGUACAUGCCUGUAAUCCCAGCUACUCGGGAGGCUGAGGCAGGAGAAUCAGCUUGAACCUGGGAGGUAGAGGUUGCAGUGAGCCAAAAUCCCACCACUGCACUCCAGCCUGGGUGACAGAGCAAGACUCCGUCUAAAAAACAAAAAGAGAAAACAAAAAAAAAAAAAUCCAGACUAAAUUACAAGGGACUUCAAAGAGUGUAGCAAUUAUGUCUUCCCCUUU
Homo sapiens (human) is the source of this 6757-nucleotide messenger RNA. It is a transcript of the gene SMN1, whose product is annotated as survival of motor neuron 1, telomeric. Gene Ontology annotation, biological process: RNA splicing, via transesterification reactions; mRNA processing. Gene Ontology annotation, molecular function: RNA binding. NCBI's taxonomy places the organism in Eukaryota, Metazoa, Chordata, Mammalia, Primates, Hominidae. Bases 164 to 1051 code for a protein of 295 amino acids. The transcript is spliced from 8 exons. The record is from RefSeq and is a predicted model, not a curated record. Gene Ontology annotation, cellular component: cytoplasm; axon; Cajal body.